Messenger RNA from Neltuma alba, 1319 nucleotides. Its product is annotated as leucine-rich repeat receptor-like serine/threonine-protein kinase At1g17230. Lineage: Eukaryota; Viridiplantae; Streptophyta; Magnoliopsida; Fabales; Fabaceae. The coding region runs from base 177 to 1166 and encodes 329 amino acids. The transcript is spliced from 11 exons. The record is from RefSeq and is a predicted model, not a curated record. Gene Ontology annotation, molecular function: protein binding.
UUGCGUUCCCCGAAGCUCAGCUUCGAUUAAUCCAUAUUUCAUUGUGUUCCUACUACUUUUCUUCCUCACUCAUCAAAUCCGAAUCACAGAUUCAAUAGCCUGGAAUCCAAACAAACAGAGACAAAUCCCAUUCUCAAUAAUACUUGAUUGAGCCAUUGAGGGACUGGGAAUUCCAAAUGUCGCGGAUACUCUUUACUGCAGUAUUUCUUAUCAUUGGUUCUGUUUUGUCACACUUCAAUCUCGCGCACUGUAAAACCCUCAAGCGUGACGUGAAAGCUUUGAACGAAAUCAAAUCGUCUCUUGGAUGGAGAGUCGUGUAUGCGUGGGUUGGAGAGGAUCCAUGUGGUGACGGCGGUUUGCCGCCGUGGUCCGGUGUCACCUGCUCCACUCUUGGUGAUUAUCGAGUUGUCACCGAGCUUGAGGUUUAUGCGGUUUCCAUUGUGGGACCAUUCCCUACUGCAGUAACCAGCUUGUUGGAUCUUACACGGCUGGAUCUGCAUAAUAACAAGUUGACAGGGCCUAUUCCUCCUCAAAUUGAACGGUUGAAGCGUCUAAAAAUACUAAAUUUGAGGUGGAAUAAACUACAGGAUGCGAUUCCCCCAGAAAUUGGUCAGCUCAAGAGUUUAACACAUCUAUACCUGAGCUUCAAUAAUUUCAAGGGAGAAAUUCCCAACGAGCUUGCCAAUCUUCAGGAGCUUCGCUACCUUUAUCUUCAUAAAAACCGUUUUAGUGGAAGAAUUCCACCAGAAUUGGGCUCCCUUGCAAACCUGCGACACCUGGAUGUUGGUAACAAUCAUUUGGUUGGUACCAUAAGAGAACUCAUUCGCAUUGAAGGCUGCUUUCCAGCAAUGCGCAACCUAUAUCUAAAUAAUAAUUAUAUUACCGGAGGCAUACCUGCGAACCUUGCAAACCUGUCCAGUCUUGAAAUCUUGUACUUAUCCUAUAACAAAAUGUCAGGAGUUGUACCUUCUAGCCUCGCUAAUAUUCCUAAGUUGACAUACUUGUACUUGGAUCAUAACCAAUUUACAGGCAGAAUACCGGAUGCCUUUUAUAAGCAUCCAUUCUUGAAAGAAAUGUACGUUGAAGGAAAUGCAUUUCGGGCCGAUGUAAGCCCUAUUGGUGUUCAUAGAGUCCUUGAAGUUUCCGACACAGACUUCCUUGUUUAAGCAGCUCAUUACACUCUCUUAUUUUCCCCGAUGGAGUUUGCUUGUUUAAUUUGAAAAAAUAGUUCGUCUUAACAAUCUCAAAGAAUUAGCCAGCUAGGUUCAAUUUUGUACAAUUUGAUUUCCAUCAAUAAAAUUAAUCGUUCAUCUUGGUCU